CUGAUAAUGGGCGUCCUCCUACCUCUCAAAUAUCCACUAUCCAUCAAGCAUCUCGCUGCCUUGUUAAAUCUUCCUCCACGAAUCCUUGUGAAGUCUUUCCUUAGCAUUCAGCCCAUCCUCCUCAUUCCUGAAUCUGAUGACGAACCCGUGCACGUGGUCCACACGUCUUUGCGUGAUUUCCUGAUAAAUCCGACCCGUUCUGGAAGCUAUUUUAUUAACCCUCCUACUUGCCACCUCUCCAUCGCCAUCGCUUGUCUGCAAAUCAUGAAAAAAAAUCAGGAUGAGUUCUGGUUCAUAGAAGAUGAACCGCUGUCGUAUGUCUGCCGAGAGUGGUGGGGUCAUAUUCACGAGGCGUUGUCUGACGGGAAGGCAUAUUGGCUGGCCAUAAAAAUUAUGGUUAUCUUGUAUCACGCUUUUCACUACAAAUAAGUUACAAAUGCAGCACGAAAUAUAUUUGACACAGCUCUACAGGAUCUCUCGCAAUAUCCUCGAGAUUUACGACCGACGCUAACCAGCCUAAAUAAUAUGCAGGACCAUUCAAAUUAAUGAACUAUCCUAGAGGCAAUCUCUGAAAGACCGUUGAUUGAUCCAAUCAAUGGAUCAGUUUGUACUACGUGAGAAUGUAAGCAUUUUCUUUGAUCGCAUGUUAAUCUCUGAUGUUCUAUUCUUUCUGUUUGCAUAAUUAUUCUUGUUGGAGUCGACUUGUGACCUUUUAUGCGUUGUAGGAAUUGAAAUCUUUGCUGACCAUGUUUAAUUACAUCGUAGGAAUGGGUAUGUUCCUACCGUCUAACCUAGAGGACAGUGGCUUAAAAUUGCGCAUGCUCUAAUUUUUUCUCUAUCACCAGCGAGCAUAUCUAAAGAAACGAGGACGAGAUGUUGGUUUCUGUUUUCAGACGGAAGAAUCAGCCAUCCAAGAAGUGCCGUGAAUCUCAUGCGUUCGUCCUUUACAUGCUCGGGUUUCUACACAAGUCAGUUCCGGGUUACCUAUUUUCAAUGUCAUGCUGGAGGUCGUCUGGUUUCCAGAAGUUUGUGCGAGAUGGGCCGAGGUUAGAUCGCGAGAGGGUGAAGAGGGAGGAGGAACGAGAGGACAUAUGUGAGAGCUGGAAGGAAGGAAUCUCGUUUGGGGCGCAAAUUCUCUCAUGGGGUUCUGGGAUCCUUUCACCAUGCUUACUUGUAUCUAUUCUGAUUAUUGCCAAUUUUGUCAAAUGCUUGGACUCGAAUA
Serpula lacrymans var. lacrymans S7.9 is the source of this 1222-nucleotide messenger RNA. RefSeq lists its product as uncharacterized. The record is from RefSeq and is a predicted model, not a curated record. Lineage: Eukaryota; Fungi; Basidiomycota; Agaricomycetes; Boletales; Serpulaceae. The transcript is spliced from 9 exons. The coding region runs from base 7 to 429 and encodes 140 amino acids.